Phlebotomus papatasi is the source of this 857-nucleotide messenger RNA. RefSeq lists its product as uncharacterized. NCBI's taxonomy places the organism in Eukaryota, Metazoa, Arthropoda, Insecta, Diptera, Psychodidae. The transcript is spliced from 4 exons. The record is from RefSeq and is a predicted model, not a curated record. The coding region runs from base 341 to 709 and encodes 122 amino acids.
CGAAAAAUAUUUUCAAAACUUUGGUUCAUUUGCAUAAACAAAAGAUAAUUAAUUUACUAAUAAAAACUUGAGGAAAAAUUUUGAUCUGACGAAGUUCGUUUCAGUUUUCCACGCUGAAACACAAAGCUGUGCUUUGAAAGCUCAUACAAUGCAAGAAAUGUCCCCCUUGAAAUUAAUCACAAGCAUUUAAUUGAGAAAUUAGCCAAGUAAUUAUAAACUCUGCUCAAAGUACUAUAAAAAUGAUUUCAACAAGAAGCAACUACAUCAUUUAUUGUGCAAUAUCCAACUUAUCUGGAUUCAUCUUAAGCAUUUAAAAGUGAAAAGUUCCCAACUAAAUAAAAUGAAGUUUCUGAUACUUUGUGCACUUGUUGGAAUAGCGGCCGGUGCCCCUGUUGUUCUGGAGCAACACGUGGCUCCAACAGCAGCAGCAUUUGCAGCUCCACAGACAAUCCUCAAGUAUGCUCCAGCACCCAUGGCAAUGUCACCCCUUCUGCAAUACUACCAUCAACCGGCUCCAAUUGUGAAGUAUGCGGCUCCUGCUGCCACAAGCUACGCCACAGUCAGCCAGGUUCAUGUAAUGCAUCCACCAUCUGUAGGCUAUCAUCCCUAUAGCAGUCAUCUAGCAGCCCCUGCCCUGCCCUACUCCAACUACUUGCCAGCCGCGGCUCCAGCUGUGGUCAAAGUUGCUCCCCACUUUGCCCCCUGGUAACAGACAAGCAGCCAUCGAUGACGUUGAGGAAUAUCUGUCUAUUCCCAUGACAACCUGACCAGUGUUGAUUUCCGCUACCAACAUACCUCUGCAGAGAACCCAAAGCGCACAAUAAAGACACAUUUGUCGUACCCCAAACACCAGAGUC